This is a messenger RNA of Lodderomyces margitis, 999 nucleotides long. RefSeq names its product casein kinase 2 regulatory subunit (gene CKB1). Gene Ontology annotation, molecular function: protein kinase regulator activity. The coding region runs from base 1 to 999 and encodes 332 amino acids. Gene Ontology annotation, cellular component: protein kinase CK2 complex; cytoplasm. NCBI's taxonomy places the organism in Eukaryota, Fungi, Ascomycota, Pichiomycetes, Serinales, Debaryomycetaceae. The transcript has a single exon. The record is from RefSeq and is a predicted model, not a curated record.
AUGCCCAGUGACCUAGAAGAAGAUUAUAUACCCUGGAUCCAACAGUUUUGUGAGGUUUUCGGCCACGAUUACUUUGUACAAGUAUCACAAGAUUUUAUUGAAGAUGACUUUAAUCUAACUGGUUUGUCCCUGCAAGUACCCUUUUAUAGAGAAGCAUUAUACACGAUAUUAGACUAUCAAGUGGAGACCGCAGAAGAUCAUACCAACACCAACAAUAAUAGCAUAAACACAACUAAUACUAAUAAUAACAACAACAACAACAAUACCAUUAGUAGUCGAGGGGCAAAUAGUACGGGCAAUGGUAAUAACAACAACAGCAACAGCAACAACAACAGUAAAAAGUCAUCCAACAAUACACCUGAAUUACCCAACAAGGCUCUUUUAGCGCAUCUGGCCGAACUAUUAUAUGGUUUAAUCCACGCUAGAUACAUUGUCUCCAAGCCAGGUCUAACGGCAAUGGCAUCUAAAUUUGAAAAGAAUGACUUUGGUUCGUGUCCAAGAUACUUUUGUGAUGGAAUGCAUUUAAUACCUGUAGGAUCCACUGAUGUACCGGGUCAAGAAACUGUGCGAUUAUAUUGUCCUUGCUGUAAUGAUAUUUAUAUACCUUCAAGUUCAAGAUAUUUGAAUAUCGAUGGCGCUUACUUUGGUACUACUUUUCCUGGCUUAUUGGUUAAAAUGUUUCCUGAGAUUGAAAAUCAAUGUCGGAUAAGAAUAAAUAAAUUUAGUGCUAAUGAUUUUGGAUUGAAGUUGUUUGGAUUCAAGAUUAACGAAUUGAGUGCCACGGGACCAAGAAUGAAGUGGUUGAGACAACAUCCGAAGACUGUGGAAGAUAAACAAGAAUAUGAAUAUUGUGAGUAUAGUGUACCCAAGUUGAAAUAUGUCGACGAGGAUGACGAAGGUGGCGAAGAUGCUAGUAUGGCUGAAGAAGACGAUGAAGGGGAAGGAGAAGAAGAGGCAGGAGAUGAUGACGAUGAUGAUAAAACUAUGGCUAGCGAGUAG